GAUGCUGGGGCCGUUGACAAAGGAGACAGCGGUCAACUGGCUGUCCAGGGCUCAGCGGCUGCCCAGGUGCCAGAGCGGCAACUCGGUGAGUGACCUGAUAGAUAUCGUGAGAAAGUGCAUGAAACCGGACGAUUUUGCGGUGCUGCCGGGGGACGUGCAGAUGGGCAAUGUGCAGGACAUCAGGGAUGUCCAGUUGGCCGUGCUGAAGGUGUUCUUCCCAGAGGUCAACCCCUUAGUGCUCUUCCACCAGGAGAAGCAAAACCCCGAGGAGCGGCCGGACGCCUAUGUUAACCGUAAGAAGAUGCUCUACCAGAUGGCCGGGCUGCCUGGCUCAAAGGAGUCCCCCCUCAAUUUUGAUAGGCCCGAAUUCAAGGAGCCGCUGGUGGUGGGGCUGACCCCCCCGUUGCGGGUGAUUGCUGGUGGGGAUGCGGCCAGAAAGCCGCUGUCAGAGCUGGAGCAGAUCCUGACCCAGAAUUUUGAGCUGCAAAAGCAGGCGUUCCCAGGGUACAUGCUGGGGGGGAAGAAAGGGAAAACCUCAGCCGUGUCCUUCCAAAAUCCGGGGAUGAGAAAAAUGCAAGGAGACAACCGAAAAGAUCUCGAUGGCAAGGGUGGUUUGGGGAAGGAGAACCAGCAGGGGCUGAGGUUUCAAAAGUCCAACCCUUGGCGGGCUGAGCUGAGGAAGCGCUUGAUAAAAUACGAGAAGCAGGAGGAUAUCGAUGGCUUGCCGGAUGCGGAGCUCUUCCGAAAACUGGCCCUGCACGAGACCAAAAAGCACAGCAGCUCCAACCCGAUUGACCCGGGGUCUAAGGCUCAGCAAUAGGGCUGCCAGGCACCCGCAUCGCCCCUUUUUGUGGCACCGAUUAAGACCGAUUCAUGGGGGCGCCUGAUAGUUGAUACAACUAUUGGAGGAGGGGUGCUUGGACAAGUGAUGUUAAUUGAUACUGGUGCCUCUUAUUCGAUUCUGAGUAUGACCCCCGGCGAAGCCGGGCUCUUCCAAACUUGCGAAAUUAUUGAAUUGACAGGGCCGAACGGCCAAAAAUCCUCAGUGCCGUUCACAGGGCCCGUACCCUUUGAAAUUGGGACUGCCAAAGGGUCUGAAAAAUUUGGGAAAAUGGAAAUUAAGGGAAAGCCAGGAAUUUUGGCAAUCUCUGCGCUGACAAAGAUGGGGGUGGUGGUGGACCUGGCAAACCAAGCGCUAUUACGCUGCC
Molecule: messenger RNA, 1208 nt
Organism: Haliaeetus leucocephalus (bald eagle)
Lineage: Eukaryota; Metazoa; Chordata; Aves; Accipitriformes; Accipitridae
Exons: 1
Coding region: 2-820 (272 amino acids)
Source: RefSeq, a predicted model, not a curated record